Pieris brassicae (large cabbage white) is the source of this 2755-nucleotide messenger RNA. It is a transcript of the gene Septin1, whose product is annotated as septin-1. Gene Ontology annotation, biological process: cell division; regulation of exocytosis; cytoskeleton-dependent cytokinesis. Gene Ontology annotation, molecular function: GTPase activity; molecular adaptor activity; GTP binding. NCBI's taxonomy places the organism in Eukaryota, Metazoa, Arthropoda, Insecta, Lepidoptera, Pieridae. The record is from RefSeq and is a predicted model, not a curated record. Gene Ontology annotation, cellular component: synaptic vesicle; septin complex; microtubule cytoskeleton. The coding region runs from base 215 to 1339 and encodes 374 amino acids. The transcript has 11 exons.
UGGUCGCUGACUGCUGUCGUCUGUCGUCCAUCUCAUGUUAAUCGGUUGUGAAUUGUAAUCGGCUGCGGAUUAUAGUUGUGGGUUUGCCGAAUCCACUUGUUUUAUUAAUCUUGUAAAGCAAUAGCAUAUGAAUAAUUUAAGUGUUCUUAUUAAUUCACGGGCUUCUUUAUAAUAAGUUCAAAUUGAUUUAAAAAUAAAGUGGACAUAUUUAAAUAUGUCGAGUGAUACGGCGAAGAAUUUUUCAAACCUUGAGACCCCUGGGUAUGUUGGAUUUGCCAACUUGCCUAAUCAGGUUCAUCGGAAAUCAGUAAAAAAAGGUUUUGAGUUCACACUGAUGGUUGUAGGGGAAAGUGGGUUAGGAAAAUCCACUCUUGUGAAUUCUCUGUUUUUAACAGACCUAUAUCCUGAGAGAGUUAUUCCAGAUGCUACAGAGAAAUUGAAUCAGACUGUUAAACUUGAUGCGUCUACAGUUGAGAUUGAAGAGCGCGGUGUGAAACUGCGAUUGACAGUUGUUGAUACUCCAGGAUAUGGAGAUGCCAUUGAUAAUACAGACUGCUUCAAAUCAAUUAUACAAUACAUUGAUGAGCAAUUUGAGAGGUUCCUCCGUGAUGAGAGCGGUCUCAAUCGACGUAACAUUGUAGACAACAGAAUUCAUUGUUGUUUCUACUUUAUAUCUCCAUUUGGACAUGGACUGAAACCUUUGGACAUUGAAUUUAUGAAACAAUUGCAUAACAAGGUCAACAUUGUACCCGUGAUUGCAAAGGCAGAUUGUCUUACUAAGAAAGAAGUUCAGAGGCUUAAGUCCAGGGUGAUGGAGGAAAUAGAAAGAGAGGGUAUUAAGAUAUACCCUUUGCCAGAUUGCGAUAGCGAUGAAGAUGAAGAUUACAAAGAGCAGGUUCGUCAGCUUAAAGCGGCUGUUCCGUUCGCUGUAUGCGGCGCUGGACAGCAGCUGGAAGUGCGCGGACGCCGUGUCAGAGGCCGUCUCUACCCGUGGGGCGUGGUCGAAGUUGAGAACCCGGAACAUUGCGAUUUCAUCAAACUAAGGACUAUGCUUAUAACCCAUAUGCAAGACUUGCAAGAAGUAACUCAAGAGGUCCAUUACGAGAACUAUCGUUCAGAGAGGUUGGCCAGGAACGGACAAGUACCUAAAAGACAUACAUCAACCGAGAGUGGACUUAGCGAGAACUCAAACGAUUUGGCAAAUGGUUCAACUGAUGAUGGUUCUGGACGUGACAAAGUACUCCGUGAAAAGGAAGCGGAGUUGCGUCGAAUGCAAGAGAUGCUUGAACAAAUGCAGCGUCAAAUGCAACUGCAAGCUGCCAGUACAACAACUGCAUAGUGCACGCUCCACGCACAGUUGGACAAUGGUAUGGCUGUCCGGCUGACUGAUUCGUGUGACGUCGUCAAUUUAAUAUUACGCGCCAUCCCGUACUGUGUAACCUCCACUUAACUUUGAAUAUAAAUCAAUAAAUAUAUUAGAGAUUAAUAGAUAAGAGAGGUUAGAAUGCCAAAAAUAUAUUAUAUACGACCUUUUCUAAGCUUUAAAAACGCAUCAAAAAGUUAAUACGAUUUCGGAAAUUUUGUUGUUUAUGCAAACUAUGAUAAUGACUAUAUAAAAGUUAAAAUUAUAGAUAAUAGUUGAUCUUCACAUAAAAAAUAUGGUUUUAUAUUAACAUUAAAAAGAACGAUAACUCAAUAGAAUAAUGUAUAAUUUUCUACGGAAAGUUCGUGACUUUGUACUACAUACUUUUGUUAUUCUAGCCUCAAAAAUAGGUUCCUAAUUAUAAGAAAUUAUAUUGCACCUUUGUGUUUAUACGUAUUAAAUAGUGUAUUACAUACUUUAGAUUAACGUUUUAUUAGCGACGGACGUCUGGUUUGUUUAUGUCAGUUAAAAACAGAUUUAAUUAUACAGGAAAUAUUUGAUCUGACUCCUAACGAGAAUUUUCUCGAAAUGUUUUUAAUCUCAUUUUAGUGCCAUCUUAUCUAUCUCAGUAUGAUUUAUUCAAGUAUUAUUUUAUUGUAUUUUUACUAUUUGACUGAAUGUGUGUAUUGUCCCAAAUUAUUUCUAAAUUUCACGUGUCGUUCUGUGUCACGCUUAAAGGUAAUUGAGAAGUUUGAAUGAUUUUUUUUGGGGAUCUAAUACUAGGUACUUAACUUUUGGCAAAUAUCUAUGUGACACAGAGUAGGCAUAGAAUAAUUGUAUUCUACAUUAGUAAUAUUUUAGGAUUAUUAAUAGUUUUCCAUGUGGUGCAUUUAUAGAACUUAAGACUUAUCUCUGUUUAUCAUUCAUUAACAACAGCGUCAAGAAAGACGACCCUAUUCUAAUUCGUAAUUAAGUCACAAUCUCAUCUUGGGCGGUGUCAAAUAUGUCAAAUUUCAUUCAGAAAAAAUACAGUGACAGCUCUUUAAUUUAGAGAUUGACGUUGUUGAAAACGUCUUGAAUUCUACUUUGACGGACUUUAUGCAUUAUUAUACACACCUUGAUAGGGCCAAUAGUGGAUAUGGUACGGCCUCUGAUGUAUGUUAAUACUGUUUUAUAUAUGAUCUAUGGCUUAGUUCAGACUUAGAGAAUGUUCAGAUAAAUGUUAGACGUAAUUGGUGCCAAAGUUAUAAAAUUCUUAGAUCGAUGAAUAUCAACGAAAAAUUAAUGUCACAAUACAUAACAAUAUAGUAAAAAUUGUAAUGAUUAUUAAUAAUGAAAUAUCAUGUAAAACUACGUAUGUAAUCAUAUUUUUUAUAAUAAAAAUACUUAUAU